AGACUUACUUCCGCUUAGGGUAACAACCGCGUGGUUGACUUUGCAAGCUACCUUCGUCAAAUUCAGCCUCCGGUGGAGAUCUACGACGCGUGUGAGUUCCUCAUACACCAAUAGUAUCAGCUCUAAUACUUGCUCGCAGUCGGAUCGCUCUGCAUAGAAGACGUAAUCUGUCAUGAGCGAGAACGUGCCUUUGCGCGUCGCACCAUCGCAGCCUCCGACCUCGCGAAAUGGCCGAAUAUCUCUCUCGAUGGUGCUGGUUAUCUAGCGAAUUGGCACGCCUUCGUGGGCCCAGAUACCCGACCGCUGAAGUUAAACCAAGUUGUCUUCGCCGAUCCUCAGCAACCGUACGCCAAGUGCAAAUGUUACACGCUGUCGACCGAUGGCAAACUUCUCGCCGCAUCAUUCGACUCCGCUGAAAUCGUUGUAUGGCGGCUCUUCGAUGGCAUGCUAGUUCAACGCCUCCGUCAGCAGGGCCAUCGCGAGAAUGUUACUUCCCUGUCAUUUUCUGCCGACAGCCUCACCCUUGUCUCAGGGUCCGACGACAAGACCGCAAUUGUCUGGAGCGUUGAAGGUGGCUGCGUAUUCCGACGUCUCACAGGACAUCAUUCGCAAGUGGACAACAUCGCAUAUUCCCCCAAUGGCGCGCUCAUUGUCACAUCUGACUUGAAGAAAUCCGUCAAGACUUGGGACGCCUCAACUGGAGCAUGCCUGGAUUCCUUCGUCCUUGAAGAGUACAUGUACCAGCUCACCUUCUCGCCGGAUAGCUCGCGCCUGUGCAUUCGAGCACGCAACUCCUCUUUCAUCUACGAUGUACAGUCCCAUAAGCGUCUUGCUGUAUUGCAACGCAACACGACCGAUCGCAUCGGUUUAUCAAUGUCCCACCAAGGCGAUCGCGUAGUCACCGGAACAGACACCGGGCGUGGUGUGAAGAUUUCGAACGUGGCGACCGGUCAAGAGCUUCUCACUAUUGACGAUGGGAGGGAGCUGCUUACUCCCGUAGCAUUCUCCCCGGACAGCGCUGAGGUAUUGGCAACUUGCGUGGCGGACAAAACGGCUCUCGCUUACGACUCGCGGACGGGUCAGCUACGCCGUACUUUCAAGCUUUCACACCUACCCUAUCGUAUUGCAUACUCCCCGAAUGGGGACUAUGUUGCUUUCGUGGGUCGGCGCGGUAGUCUCGAAGUGUAUGGCGCGAGAUCUGGAACGUUCAUCGGAAAGGUCGAAGGUUUCGGGGACAACGCAGAUAUACAGAAAGCCGAAUUUUUACCCGACAAUCAGACUAUUCUGUACUUCUUCGGAGACAUUCGCGAAUCUCUUCGUCUAUGUAACAUAUAUGAUCUAGUCAGGAUGCGAUAGUGUAUCAUAUUCUACUGAGCUCAAUGUAUUUCGUCACCUUUGACCACAGCGACGGAGUAGUCGCCCAGGACUUUGCGGGCUGCCCUGAGACUUCACAGGCUGCGCAUGGCGAUGCGCGCAUGCGUCGCCUCGCAGCAAGGCUUAUGAGCAUCUCUGUGCGUCUAGUGCAGCUAGUAGGCAGGAGUAGAGCAAUUGCGGCACAUUUACACGACUCACGGGCCACGAUGUGGCCUGAACGCCCGCCGCCAUUAGAUCCGAUCCUGAGGUAGACUGGCCGCAGGCGCAGGUAUCUCAGCUUGAGAUGUGUAGUCUGCGCCGUUUGCGCUCCUCUUGAUUUGCGUGCGGAUGAGCUGCCUCCUCGAGUUGCGGUCCCUGGGGUCCUGCCUGUAGCCUGUAUGGCAGCCGAGAUGCCCGAGAGCGAACGGUACACCCAAAAAGUGC
Phanerochaete carnosa HHB-10118-sp is the source of this 1797-nucleotide messenger RNA. RefSeq lists its product as uncharacterized. The transcript has a single exon. Gene Ontology annotation, molecular function: protein binding. NCBI's taxonomy places the organism in Eukaryota, Fungi, Basidiomycota, Agaricomycetes, Polyporales, Phanerochaetaceae. The record is from RefSeq and is a predicted model, not a curated record. Bases 445 to 1356 code for a protein of 303 amino acids.